Messenger RNA from Insectozyma verbasci, 3923 nucleotides. The record is from the annotation of a GenBank genome assembly. NCBI's taxonomy places the organism in Eukaryota, Fungi, Ascomycota, Pichiomycetes, Serinales, Debaryomycetaceae.
AUGAAUAAUUCACUGAGUAUGUAUUGGUUUAUCCAUUGAUUUUUUUUUUUUUGACCCACGGGAAAAUUCCAUGGAAUCCGUUGAAAAUCAAAACUAACAACUUCACUUUAGCAACCCCCAAGUUUAAAGUGGGAUUAACACCCGAUGAGAAAAGUUUAUAUACUCAAUUGUUUAAAUCAUUAGAUCCAGAAAAUACUGGAGUUGUAACUGGUGAAAAAGCAAGAAAUACAUUUGAAAAAUCUGGCUUACCACCUGCUAUAUUAGGUGAAAUUUGGCAGAUUGCUGAUCAAAAUAAUUUGGGAUUCUUAAAUCAAUUUGGUUUCUGUUAUGCAAUGAGAUUGAUAGGUUAUACUCAAUCUGGUCAACAUCCAACUCAAGAUUUAGGUGAUUAUCCUGGUCCAUUACCUAAAUUUGUGAAUUUAAAUUUAUCACAACCACCAUCACAACAAUCAAGUUUACAGCCACAAUCUACAAACAGUUCAUUUAUGUCUAGUCAACCAAAUGCAAAUGCAAAUAUUCCAAUAAAUUCAUCACCACAAAAUCCAAUUGAUAUUAUUUCAUUUCAAGAUUACCAAAAAUUUUCACAAUUAUUUAUUAAAACUGUUGGUUCUUCACAAGGUGAAUUAAAUGGUUCACAAGCUAAAGAUAUUUUUUUAAAAGCAAGAUUAUCAACUACGAUUUUAGGUCAAAUUUGGAGUUUGGUAGAUAGGUAUAAUGUUGGAAGUUUAAAAAUUGGUUCCUUUGUAAUUGCAAUGCAUUUAAUACAAGGUUUAUUAUCUGGACAAAUUAAACAAUUACCUCCAUUUUUACCUGAAUCAAUUUGGAGAUCUGUUGAGUCAUAUAGUCAACAACAACAACAAUCUCAAUCACAACCUCAAUCACAACCUCAAUCACAACCUCAAUCACAACCUCAAUCACAACCUCAAUCACAACCUCAAUCACAACCUCAAUCACAACCUCAAUCACAACCUCGUCAAACUUCACAUAGUUCUAUUAAUUCACAAUCAACAGCUAUUAGACAUGUACCUUCGAGAGAAGUAUCAUCAAGUGGAUCUGGAUCAAAUAAUGGAGAUUGGAUUGUAACUCCAACUAUGAAAAAACAAUAUGAAUCAAUUUUUAAUAAUCUUGAUAAAGAAAACAUUGGUCAUUUAAAUCCUGAUCAAGUUGCACAAUUUUUAAUGACUUCAAAAUUAAAUCAACAGGAUUUAGCAAGUAUUUGGGAUUUAUCAGAUAUUCAAAAUUCAGGGAUUUUUACAAAAUUGGAAUUUUCAAUUGCUUUAUUUUUAGUUAAUAAAAGAUUAGCAAAUGAACAAUUACCUAAUAUAAUACCCGAUAGUUUAAUUAAUUCAUUGAAAAUAUCGAAUGAAAAACCAAAAGAAACUCCACAACCAUUAAGUUCACCUUCAAUUAGUCAACAGCAAGCGCUUGAAAAACCACAAUCAUCAAUGAAUGAUUUAGCUGAUAUUUUUACUCCUUCAAAACCUAUUACAAAUGAACGAAAAACAUUACAAAAUAGAGUUUCAAGUAGUGAUUUAUCUCACGGAUCUGAAUUACCGAAAGUACGUUCUACUUUAACUGGAUCUUUCAAACCAACGUCAAGUUUUGGUCAAUCAUUAAUGCAUAAUCAACAACAACAACAACAACAACAACCUACAUCAAAUUUAUCAUCACCUGUUAAAGAAUCUACUCAAGAAACUUUAUUGGCUGAAAAAUCUGUUCAAAAUCAACCAAAUCGAGAACAACAACCAACUAAUGUUGCUUCACCUCAAAAAGUUGUUGAUUAUAGUGCAUUAAGAAACGUUCCACCACCUCCGCCUCAAAAAAGAACUUCAAGUCCUCUUGCACAACAACCAGUUGCUAAAUCAAUUCAACAACCACCUAAUGAUGAUUUAUUAGCUGAUGCUGCUAUUUCAGGUCAACUAUCACAAGCAACUUCAGAUAUAGCCAAUGUUUCAAAUCAAAUCAAAUCAUUAGCUACUCAAACAACUAAUUUACAUGAUAAAAAGGCAAGAGCAGAACAAGAAUUAACAAAAAUACUUGCAACUAAAAAAGAUAUUGAAAGUAAAUUAAAACAAUUAAGAACAUCAUAUGAUAAUGAAGUUAAACAAGUUGAACAAGUUGAAAUUAGUUUAUCAACUGCAAAAGAAGAAAGUGAAGCAUUAAGAUCAGAAUCAUCAAUAGCUGAAGCUAAACUAAAUUCAUUAACUUCUGAAUUAAAUGAAAAACAAAUUUCUGUAGAAAAUUUGCAAAAGGAAAAUAGCUCAUUAAAGGAAAAAUUAGGAACUUUAAAUGCUGAAAUUGCAGAAUUUGAAAAACAAUUAAAUAAUAAAAACUCGGAAACUCAAAAUUUUAAAAAUCAAGUUUCGGUUAAAAAAUCUCAAGUUCAAGUCGCAAUUGUUAAAAAUGAAGAAUUGAAAAAUAAAAUUAAAGAAUUGGAAAAUCACCAUUUAGAAUUACAAGACCACCACAAACAAUUACAAAUUGAUUUAGAUAAUGCAGAAAAGGAAAGAAUUAUCAACGAACAAAAACAAAAAGAAUUACAUGGAAAAAGUUUACAAUUGGAGCAAAAUAAACCAACAAAACCAUCUCCUGGUAUAAAUGCACAAGGUGUUGGAAUUGGUGCUGCUGCUGGCGCUGCAGUUGGUGCUGCAGUUGGAGGUGUUGCUAAUGCAGUUAGUCUGACUAUUGAUUCAGUUACAACAAAAUCUGAUUCAACUAUUGACCAACAACAAGAAGAAAAAUCAGAAGAAUUUUCAAAAGGUAUUCAAAACUUAUCAAUUAAUGAACCUCGUGAUUCAACUACGAAUGCAACUUCAUCAACUAUUACUGAACAAAAUGAAGAUAACGAAACUCCAAUAACAUCACCAAGUAAUUCUGAUUUUCAAUUUCCUCAAGGUAAUAAUGGUGAUAUUGUAGGUGGAAUGGUUGGAAUGCCUGGAGUUUUAGUUGGAGUUCAAAGAACUGAAUCAUUAACUUCAAGUGUACAAAAUAAUGCAGCUUUAUCAGUUAGAGAUGAUAAUAUUGAAGAAAUUAGUGAUAGAGAUACAAUUGAAAAUGUUGGAAAAGAUGAUGAUGAUGAAAAAACAGUUCCUACUACCAGUGGAAAUUCUGAAACAAGUAGAGAUAAACAACAACAACAAGGAGAUAGUGAUAAAGGUUCAUCAUCAUUUGAAAUGGUUAAUUCUGAAGAAGCUAGAUCUCCUGAAAAUGCUGACGAAUUCCCGCCAAUUAGAGAAUUAGAUUAUCAAGAAAGUGAUUCUGAUGAAGAUGAAGAUACAAAUUUUGACGAUGCAGUUGAUAAUUUAAAUCAACAACAACAACCUCAAACAUCAAUUGAGACAACUCAUCCAACAAAACAAACAUUUGAUGAUUUCGAUAGUGAAUUCGAUAAUUUGACACCAGCAAAAGAUGAUGAAAAUAAUCAAGGUAAAACAUAUUUUAAUCAAAAAUCAUCAACCGCUGAUCAGGAUUUAUUUGGUGAUGAAUUUGAUGAUUUAGAAGUUGCAAAAGAAGAUUAUACAAAUGAUGAAGAAUUUGAUAAAGAUAAUAAUGAUGAUGAUGGUGAAUUUAAUGGAUUUUCAAAUGAAUUUACAAACUCCAAUGCACCUGAUUUCAGUGCUGGAUUUAAUAAUGGUACUAAUAAUAAUGAUUCAGGUAAUGAUGAAUGGGAACAAUUAUUUGCUGGUUUUGGUAAUGCAACAACAACAAAUGAAAAUCCUUCACAACCAAUGCCUUCAAGCAAUUUUAAUAGCUCAAAUACGAUUCCAAGAAGUACUACAGCGGAAGGAAGUGAUAAGAUAGAUAAUUACGCAAUUCAAGAAUUGGUUGGAAUGGGUUUUGAUGAAGAAACAGCUAUUGAUGCUUUGAAAAAGCAAGAUUGGAAUUUGGAAAAUGCUACAAAUUAUUUGCUAGAUAAUGCUUAA